Molecule: messenger RNA, 1939 nt
Organism: Castor canadensis (American beaver)
Lineage: Eukaryota; Metazoa; Chordata; Mammalia; Rodentia; Castoridae
Gene: Matn4
Product: matrilin 4
Molecular function (GO): calcium ion binding
Source: RefSeq, a predicted model, not a curated record
UCUGGACCAAGCUCUCUCUGUAAAAUGAGGCUCUGACACUUCCGUUCUCUGUCCCUCAAGCACCAUGAGGGGCCCUCUUUGCUGGCUACUGCUUAUGUUGCUGCUCCUUUUCCAGCCCUGGGAAACUCAGCUUCAGUCAGCAGGUCCUAGGUGCCGUACUGGGCCUCUUGAUUUGGUGUUCGUGAUAGACAGCUCCCGCAGCGUGCGCCCUUUCGAGUUUGAGACCAUGAAACAGUUCCUAGUAAGCCUCCUCCGCAGCCUGGACGUGGGGCUCAACGCCACACGCGUCGGCGUGAUCCAGUAUUCGAGUCAAGUGCAGAGCGUCUUUCCUCUCGGUGCCUUCUCUCGCCGCGAAGACAUGGAGCGCGCCAUCCGCGGCCUGGUGCCGCUAGCGCAGGGCACGAUGACCGGGCUGGCAAUCCUGUAUACCAUGAACGUAGCCUUCAGCGAGGCCGAGGGCGCGCGCCCGCUGGAGGAGCGCGUGCCGCGCGUCGCGGUUAUCGUGACCGACGGGAGGCCCCAGGACCGCGUGACCGAGGUGGCGGCGCAAGCGCGCGCCAGGGGCAUUGAAAUAUACGCGGUGGGGGUGCAGCGUGCAGAUGUGGGUUCUCUGCGUGCCAUGGCGUCACCCCCACUGGAUGAGCACGUCUUCCUGGUUGAGUCCUUUGACCUUAUCCAGGAGUUUGGCCUGCAGUUCCAGGGCCGGUUGUGCGGGAAGGACCUGUGUGCUGAGUGGGGACAUGACUGUCAGCACCAGUGUAUCAACACUCCAGGAACUUUCUACUGUGCCUGCAACUCUGGCUACAAGCUAGCAGCAGAUAACAAGAGUUGUUUGGCCAUUGACCUGUGUGCUGAAGGGAUCCAUGGCUGUGAGCACCACUGUGUCAAUUCCCCGGGCUCCUAUUUCUGUCAUUGCCAAGCUGGCUUUGCACUCCAGCAGGACCAGAGGAGCUGCAAGGCCAUUGACCACUGCAGCUUCGGGAACCACAGCUGCCAGCAUGAGUGUGUCAGCACCCUUGGGGGAACACAGUGCCGCUGCAGGGAGGGCCAUGACCUGCUGCCAGAUGGGAGGAGCUGUCAGGUCAGGGACCUUUGCAAUGGAGUGGACCAUGGCUGUGAGUUCCAGUGUGUGAGUGAGGGCCUCUCCUAUCACUGCCUGUGCCCUGAGGGGAGGCGACUUCAAGCAGAUGGCAAGAGCUGUGACCGGUGCCGGGAAGGCCACGUGGACCUUGUUCUGCUCCUGGAUGGCUCCAAGAGUGUGCGCCCACAGAACUUCGAGCUGGUAAAGCGUUUUGUGAACCAGAUCGUGGACUUCCUGGACGUGUCCCCAGAGGGUUCCCGCAUCGGGCUGGUGCAGUUCUCAAGCCGCGUGCGCACCGAGUUCCCGCUAGGCCGCUAUGGCACUGCGGCUGAAGUCAAGCAGGCGGUCCUGGCUGUGGAGUACAUGGAGCGCGGGACCAUGACUGGGCUGGCGCUGCGCCACAUGGUGGAGCACAGUUUCUCCGAGGCGCAGGGUGCCCGGCCCCGAGCCCUCAAUGUGCCUCGCGUCGGCCUGGUCUUCACCGAUGGCCGCUCCCAGGAUGACAUCUCCUUGUGGGCAGCGCGCGCCAAGGAGGAAGGCAUCGUCAUGUACGCUGUGGGCGUGGGCAAGGCGGUAGAGGAGGAGCUGCGUGAGAUUGCCUCCGAGCCUGCUGAGCUGCACGUGUCCUACUCCCCUGACUUCAGCACCAUGACACACCUGCUGGAGAACCUCAAAGGCAGCAUCUGCCCCGAGGAGGGCCUUGGCGCAGGGACAGAACUCCGCAGCCCGUGCCAAUGCGAAAGCCUGGUGGAGUUCCAAGGCCGCGCGCUGGCGGCGCUCGAGAGCCUGACGCAGAAUUUGGCCCAGCUGACAGCACGACUGGAGGAGCUGGAGAACCAGCUGGCCAAUCAGAAGUGA